Symbiodinium sp. CCMP2592 is the source of this 1251-nucleotide messenger RNA. The record is from the annotation of a GenBank genome assembly. NCBI's taxonomy places the organism in Eukaryota, Dinophyceae, Suessiales, Symbiodiniaceae.
AUGGCCCGUAACUUCAUGGCACCUUUGUCACCCGUGUCUCAGGGCACGCGGCACUGGGCACGAGUCCGGUACUUUACAUACCAGCCUUUGGCACUAGUCUUGAAAACUCUUGUGGCCAUCAACGUCGAUCCAGAUCUCAACACGGAGUAUUUCUGGCCUUUCAUUGUCUUCGCAUCCAGCCUGAUGCCUGUGGGACUGGUAGCAGCGAUACUAUCAAGAGACAGCGUGGGUAAGUUGGCUGUGCACGUUUUAGAAGAUCCGCGGACAAGCAACCAGCUUCUGAAGCUACAGUCGUAUGGAGUAUUUUUCAUUUUCAAUUGUCCAGUGCUGUUGCUGGCAUCGUCACAAGCUGUUGUCCAAGCCCUUGUCUUCACAGUGGUCGGCUUCUACGUUGUCUUUUAUCCAAUGCUUGACGAUACAGAAACCCUCGCGCGCGCUUUUGGAAGCUACUCUGCCAUUGGUCUCGGUCGGGUCUACUUGGACCCAUCUUGGGCUUUCACUUCAACGAUGAAGGUCAUGAUGUUUUGCCACCUGGCAGAAGGAUUUGCCAUUUAUUCGCUGAUGUUUUCCUUCAGCUCCGGUCCACGAGAACAAGUUCUCGGUCGGAAUGUCCCUGGUUUGUUGCUGGGACAGUCGCUUCCUGCCAUCGAGGCUCUACGUGACCUCAUCCGAACGCGUGGAGGACCGGACUCUUUCCGUCGUGUUCUACUUCUGCAGCGGCAGCGACUGGAACGCAGGGAGCAUGCCAUGGCCCAGCUCUUAUUCUUGAGCCAUGGCCUGCGAAGAUGGAAGCUAAAAGCUGAGAUUUGGUCACGGAUUCUGGACUUCGCAGCGGAUGCGGAGUUCGUGCAGCCAUGUGGUCGUGUUGGCCUACUUGAUGAUCUUGGUGCGGUCUCGGACAUCACAGAGGCCACCACCUCCUGUGGACGUACAGGCUCUGUAAGUACCGUAACUGGGCUGUUGAGCAGCUAUGUUUUUGGAGAUUCUUGGUUCGAGGUGUUUCAAGGUUAUCUAGGAAAGAAAGCCUUUGAGAAGCGUUUCUUUGCCCCCUUUUCUGUCGAGAGCAUAGGUAGCAAGAGUCCGCGGUUUCACGCGGCGCCUCAUCGAGCGCCUGUGACGCGGCUUGGGAUCGGCUUGAAAGCCGACCCUUCUGCAGAGUUUCUGUGGCUUGGAAUCAAGAGCCUAGUGCCCCUGGAGCUUUUCUCUAUGUUUAGAGAAGAGUGGCAGUUUACGUAUGUGCAGUGCACGUGA